Molecule: messenger RNA, 1535 nt
Organism: Triticum dicoccoides
Lineage: Eukaryota; Viridiplantae; Streptophyta; Magnoliopsida; Poales; Poaceae
Product: WAT1-related protein At1g09380-like
Exons: 7
Coding region: 171-1316 (381 amino acids)
Cellular component (GO): membrane
Molecular function (GO): transmembrane transporter activity
Source: RefSeq, a predicted model, not a curated record
AAGCAAGAGCCUUAAGUAUAUAUAGCCCAGUUUUUCAUGUAUAUAUGCAUAGCUAUAGCUGGUAUUGCUUGGUGCAUUUACUCUGCAUACAUCAGUUUGCUCACUUUCUGCUGCGAAAGCAUCUUCAACCUCGGUACGAUUGAUCAAGCUGCAGAGGAACAUCAAUCAACAUGGAUGUCGCCGCUGUGGACAAGAAGAAGAAGGUGCUGCUGGCGGAGGGGCUGUUGCUCCCGGUGAGCAUGGUGCUGGUGCAGGCCUUCACCAUGGGAACCCUCAUCCUGUCCAAGCUUGCCUUCAACGUCGGUAUGGCGCCUUUUGUCCUCCUCGCCUACCGCAACCUCAUCGGUGCCAUCACCGUUGCACCCUUCGCCUUCUACUUUGAGAGGGAGAUGAUGAAAAAGGUGAACUUGAAGGUAUGGGGCUGGAUCUCCAUCAACGCUUUGUUUGGAAUUGUGCUAGCAAUGGGACUGCACUACUACGGCCUGCGCGCCACCAAUGCGGCCUACACUGUCAAUUUCCUUAAUGUGAUCCCUGUUGUCACCUUUAUCAUUGCUAUAAUACUCCGAGUAGAGCGGCUGAAGAUUGGCACAUGCCCAGGCAAGAUGAAGGUCAUCGGUGCGGCGAUUUGCGUGGGGGGGACCAUGGUGAUCAGCAUGUACAAAGGCAAGCUGCUGCAUCUCUGGCCUACCCACCUGCUGAAACCGCAGCUGCAGUCGGUUGGUGCGGCAUCCUCUGUCCCUGACCACCACAACAUGCUCAUCGGCACACUGUUCUUAGCCGGCAGCUGCCUCAGCUACGCCUUCUGGUUCAUCAUACAGGUUCGAGUGUCCAAGGAGUUUCCGUCCAAGUACUUCUCGACAAUGCUGGCGUGUGUGUCGGGGACCGUGCAAGCGGUGGUGAUCGGGGUCAUGCUCGACAGGCGUCCAAUGGCAUGGGCGCUCAAUUGGAAUCUGCAGCUGCUCACCGUCGUUUACUCGGGGGUGUUCAACACUGGCAUCACCUUUUGCUUGAUCUCGUGGGCCGUGUCUCGUCGCGGGCCAAUAUAUCCUUCCAUGUUCAACUCGCUGUCGCUGAUAAUCACCACGGUCCUUGAUUCGGUGCUGCUUGGGACCGAUGUGUCUGUGGGGAGCUUGCUGGGAGCGCUGCUGAUCAUCAUCGGGCUGUACGCAUUCCUCUGGGGGAAAGGGAAGGAAACGCAAGAGCAGCGCAAGCAAACCAGAGAGGCGGCGAACGGAAACGGGAGCGCGGCGGGUAAUGGGCUGGACAGCGUGCAGGUUGGGAAGCACGAGGUGCGAAUUCACGUGGAAGUGAGCUAGCUAAUUAUACAGACACAUAUAUAGAUAGUAUUGGCGCAGAAGGCAGAUGAAAGGAGUCAAGUCAAGAUGAACAAAUCGCUGAGAUCAGAUGUACUCCCUCUGUUCUGAUUUACUCGUCGUGAACUAAAACCACGACGAGUAAAUCGGAACGGAGGGAGUAUAUACAUAUGUAUGUAUGUCUUAUGCAGACUCUUAUUUUCGAGAUAAGAACAACUCUAA